CUGAAAAGACAUGGAAUUUAGUAGGCAAAGCUGCCUCCUUCUCCUCCUCUUAUCUGCAGAGGAGAGAUCAGUUCCCAGCUGGCCGGGACAGUGUCAUCGAUACAGCUGGUGUCAUUGUUACCUUCCACUAACAGAUCACUCGACACCUACUGGCCCAGGCAGGGUUGGGACUGGGUAUUGCCUGGCUGAGCUGGACGCUUGGGCUCUUCUCAUUGUCCCAGAACCCCAGGUGAGGCCAAGACAUGAGCUCUGCUGGGAUGCUGCGCUUAGUGACCCAGCAAAAGGACUAGAUUGCUCCUGGUGGCUGCUCCACCUUGCAGAGUCCCAGCUGCCCCUUUGGUUCCUGUUGUCUGGCCUCUUUAGCUGUCCUGGGUAGAGGAGAUGAGUCUGUUGCUGGCUGCGAGCUGAGGCCAACUGAAGAUGCUGCAUAGAGAAGGGACACUGAGAGUGGUCCCGGAUUGAGUGGAGAGCUGCCCUUCAGUCAUUCUGCCUGGUCCUGCUUCUUCGGCUGGCUGCCCUUCCGGUGUGUGCAUCCCAGGCGGUAUCAUGCUGCAGCAGAUCCUGCACGACAUGUACAUCGACCCUGAGCUCCUCGCUGAGCUCAGCGAUGUGCAGAAGCACAUCCUCUUCUACAAGAUGCGGGAGGAGCAACUGAGGCGCUGGAGGGAGCGGGAGACUUGGGAGGUCCUGGCCCAGGACAAGGGUCUCAGGCCUCCAAAGACCAAGCGAGCAAGUAACAAGCACAUCCAGUGGCUCCUAGGGGCAGAUGGCGAGGUCUGGGUCUGGAUCAUGGGAGAAGGCCCUGGUGACAAGCCCUACGAAGAGAUCUCUGAAGAGCUGAUUGCAGAGAGGGCACGGCUGCAGGCACAGAAGGAGGCUGAGGAGCUCUGGAGACAGAAGGAGGCAGAGAUCACCAAGAAGUUCCGGGAUGCUCUGGCCAAUGAGAAAGCUCGGAUCCUGGCGGAGAAGUGGAAAGUGGAGAUGGAAGACCGUAAGGCUGCCAAAGUCCUGGAGGAACGCAUCCACGAGGAAUUCAAGAGGAAAGAGGAAGAGGAGAGGAAGCGAGGAGAAGAGCAGAUUCGCCUCCAGGAAGAGCAAAGGGCGAAGGAGCUCUACUGGACCCUGAAGCAGGCCCAGCUGCAUUGCCAAACCAGUGAGAAGGAGGAGCGAGAGUGGGAAGAACAGCUGCGCCGGUCCAAGGCAGCUGAUGAGGAGAGGAGCCGCGAAGCCCAGCGCGCCAGGGACGAGUACCGACGCCACUCGCUCCGUGCCAUCCAGAAGGGCACGGUCGCCGGCCUCAGCUCCAUGUUCCAGGAACUCGGCCAGAGCCACGAGCAGGAAGCAAGACUCUACCAUCACCUCCCUGGCCCGGGUCCGCCACCGCCCCUUGCCCUGACAGUCAGGACUUGGGAGCGCCCGCUGCGCCCGGUCUCCAGAGACGUCAUCGUCCGCUGGUUUAAGGAGGAGCAGCUGCCUCGCCGAGCGGGCUUCGAGAGAAACACCAAAUUCAUCGCCCCCUGGUUCCAUGGAAUCAUUAGCCGAGAAGAUGCGGAAGAUCUCCUGGAGAACAUGACUGAGGGAGCAUUCCUGGUCCGGGUCAGUGAGAAAAUCUGGGGUUACACCCUCUCCUACCGCCUGCAGAAAGGGUUCAAGCACUUUCUUGUGGAUGCCUCUGGGGAUUUUUACAGCUUCCUGGGAGUGGACCCCAAUCGCCAUGCAACGCUCACGGAUCUCAUUGAUUUCCAUAAGGAGGAAAUUAUCACUGUUUCAGGAGGAGAGUUGCUUCAAGAACCCUGUGGACAGAGGGACAGCCCACCAGACUACCAUCUGUUGUUUGAAUAAUUUUUUUUCCUUAUCAGUUGGAUUCUUUGGGCAUCCUGUUUUUGAACUCAGCUUAAGAACUUCUCAACUCAAAUCCUGUGGCCUCUGGAAGAUCCACAACUAUCCAGAGGAAAAAGUAGAUUAAUAUGUCUCAAGGGGUAUGACAUUUGUGGCAUAGGGCUGCUGGUCUUAUUCCCAGUGAUCGGGACAGAAAUUGCUAAUAGCUCAUGCAACUCUUUCAUGAAGAGCUUAGCAAGAAACAAAAGCCUGUUUGUCAUGACUUCUGUAAACUGAGCUCUUAGAGUGCGUGGACCAUGUUUUAAUAAUCCAAAAUAAUUCCAGUGCCGAACCCUGAAUUUAACAUAUGGUAGGCAUUCAGUAAAUGUUUGUUGAAUGAAUGCACUUCUAAAAGUUUUCCAACAAAUAAGCAGUGGUUUAUUGUAAAUUAUUUCCUACUUGUCACUCUAUAAAAUCAUGGUGAUAAUAGAAGAUUGUAAAGGAUUUCUAUGGAGGACAUAAAUGCUGCAUCGUUCAUAAUCACCAUUAUUACUCUCAUUGAUGUUAUCAUUGGAAUUAUUAUCUAAGAUGGGCCCCAGUUUGCAGGGCAGCUGGUUGACAUUGUUCUUCCUUCCUUAUUUAACCUCUUCUUUUGCUGCUCUCCUGUAUCUUUGAAUCAUCUUGUUUCUGGUUUUGCAGUGGUUUUAUGUAAUACUGCAGACAUCAUCAAGACCUGGGGUGAGUUACAAAUGCAAGAAUGAUUUUUAGACAUCUGAUAAGGACUUUGCUCUCUGGAAUGCGGCCCUAUCUAUGCAGGUUACUCCAAUUAUUAGCUCUGUCCUCAUUGUCCUUUUAAUUCUCUUGUCAACUUAGUCUCAGUAUGUUUCUUACAUUAACAAGAAGACUCACCCAAUAACUCCUCAAUGGGUGAUGGUGUCUGUUGGUGCAUACUUUUAUGGCUAUAUACUCAGAGGCAGUAUAUGACUUGGGUUCAGAUCCUCAUCCUGGAACUUAUGAGCAUUAUAAUGCAGCAUUGUGUUUUGUGAGAGGAAAAGGAUGAAUGGACUCGAAGGAUGUUAGGGAACAAUUUACUUUACUUGGUGGCUGUAUCAAACAUCUCCUGCACCCCACUUCCUCUCUUGCCUCACUUGUUCCUUAGAUCCUUGGUCACUUGUCUCCCACCAGCCACCAUCACUGUAACCAGUUGUACAUGAGCUCUGCUCUUCCUCCCUAUGUUGGUCAGCAUCACAUGAGCAUAAGCCAGUGGUACCUUACUACGUGUUUCAUCUCCCAUUGCUGCAGAGGAAUAAAACAGAAGGGAUGGGAAAUGAAUGCCUCAUGUGAUGAAUCUUGGAUGAAUGGGAAUCACAGGCUGAUAGAUCUCUGCUUCUCCCUUCUUCCUGGAGGAGCUAUACAUCUAUUUGUAUGUUCUUUUUAGAAGACAGUCCUGCAAAAUGGAGCAACCAGUCAUGAUGAAACCAAGUGGUGGCCGGAUUGUAUGACACCCCCUGCCCCUGUUUGUUCCUCCUUCUCUGCUGUGCCUCUCCUGCUGCUUUGGGAUUGCACUUCUGAAUGAAGUAGCAGCUUAUAAGCUUUCGCCACAGGCUCUGCCAUUUGGGGAAUCCAGGAUAAGAACCUGUCACACAGAAGUGUUCAAUAAUAGCCAUUUUGCAACUCAGCUCCAUGGCUUCCUCCAGUCUGCCUGUCUCACUAAAUGUGUAAAGUGAAAUGACGGAAGGAACUUGCUUUUUGAACCCUAACGUGCCUUAAAACCAUAACUGAUUAUCAUGAAAAUUGCCUUAUUUUAUGGACUUAGAGGAACCAUGUUUUAGUUGUGGCUCUCUGA
Saimiri boliviensis boliviensis (Bolivian squirrel monkey) is the source of this 3664-nucleotide messenger RNA. RefSeq names its product SH2 domain containing 4B (gene SH2D4B). Lineage: Eukaryota; Metazoa; Chordata; Mammalia; Primates; Cebidae. Gene Ontology annotation, cellular component: cytoplasm. The record is from RefSeq and is a predicted model, not a curated record.